UUUGGUGGCUUCAUCGCCUGAGAGGGGUGGCAAUGCCCCUUGAGACAGUGGGUCCCUGGAGCAACUUCUUGCUGUUAUGAGAGGGAAUGUAGAAGCUGGCCAGCCGGGUAACCGGAGCAGCACCUGGAUCUCGGCGGGGUUGGGACGGGAUUCGACACACACCCCAGUACGUGUGGCGUUAGCACGGGCAUUCCACCGUCUUCUGAAGCUCGACCAUUGCCAGGGACAGGAUGCUGGGCCUGUUGAUCCGAUUUCCAGAUAGUCGAGUGGUCAGGGCCGGCAGGGCCAGAGAUAGGUGGCCGGAAUGGCUGGAUCAGUGAUUAUGACACGGUGAGGCUGGAGAUGCAAUGCUCCAUGAGCGUCGGUGAAUCAGCGCUCUGAUCUGGUGUGGCAAAUCCGGUGUCCUGUGAAGGAAACGGAUGUGUGUGUUCACGCAGGGGUUGUUAAUUAGAGUCGGUCAAUACAUGGAAUUUGCAUCCCACGGGAAAUGCCAAGACUUCAUUUUUACCCCAAAUAGAAAUGUUGGCCUUUUUUUGCAAAAUGAAAUAUUCUGAACUAUUUCCUGUGGCCCUCCUUGGAACAUUUUGUGUUCCCACAAACAUUUGAUUCAAUUUGUACGUUUUCAUAUAAAAGUGGAAAGGGUAAAGUUAAAAGGAAAUGCUUUGAUCACUUCCCAGCCAAAAUAUCAGCGUUGUUACGUUCCCACAGAAUGCUCCGGUGUCUCCGAAUCAGCAUUUUUCCCAACAGAAAAAUGUUCUGUUGGAAAAUUUCCAACCAGCUCUGUUAUUCCUGCGGGCCUCCAACCUCAGCAAGAGCCAGUCAGGAAACCCUAGGCACACCCCAGCACUGUCAAGACGUUUGAUGGAGGAGCUCUCGAUGAAGAUAGGCAUGAUGUUAAACAGGAGAGAUUGCGACCAGGAGGAAGCCCAAGCCAUCGAUCAAGAGCUCUUCACGGAGUACAAGUUCAGCGUCGACCAACUCAUGGAGCUGGCGGGGCUGAGCUGUGCAACGGCCAUUGCCAAGGCCUACCCGCCCAGCUCCUUCACCCAAAGCCCGCCCACGGUGCUGAUCGUCUGUGGCCCGGGGAAUAACGGAGGGGACGGCUUGGUCUGUGCCAGGCACCUGAAAAUGUUUGGCUACGAGCCGACUGUGUAUUACCCCAAGCGGCCUGGCAAAGCUCUGUUUGAAGGGUUGACGACUCAGUGCCAGAAGAUGGACAUUCCCUUACUCCCGGAGUUCCCAUCGGAGGCCAUGCUGAUUGAUGAGCUGUAUGGCUUGGUGGUGGAUGCUAUUUUCGGGUUCAGUUUCAAGGGAGCUGUGCGGGAACCUUUCGGCAGCAUCCUCAGGACCUUGGAGCAAGUCACCGUACCCAUCGCCAGCAUCGACAUCCCCUCCGGCUGGGACGUGGAGAAAGGCAACCCCGACAGCAUCCAGCCCGACAUGCUCAUUUCUCUCACCGCCCCCAAGAAGGCUGCGCAGCAUUUUGCUGGCCGCUACCACUUCCUGGGGGGCAGGUUUGUGCCAAUGGCCCUGCAGCAAAAAUACUCGCUUAAUCUGCCGCCGUACCCCGAGACUGACUGCGUCCUGCAGUUACCCUAGCAGGGGCCAGGCAGGAUUGGCGUUAUCCAAAAUCUGAAUGAGAGGCAGGGAUUUGAUUGUGAAGCAGAGACGAGUCCUGCCCAGUGUUUGACUGAAUCAAGCAGGUGUUGGGGGGGGUGGGGGGGCAUUGCUGGUUAGUAGGGGAGGGGCCUAGCUGUGCGAUACAAGCAGGGCCUGGUUCUGCAAAGUGCCUUUGACGUGCGCUGAUCUCACAGGUUGGGGGCGCUCAGCACCUUGUUUGGUGCUAGGAAGUCCCUGGCAUAGCUCUGCCUGGCGCAUGCGAAGUCAGCUGUGGUCGGCCCAUGGGCGCUGGGGAUUGUGCGUGGUCUGACCCAGUGCCCUUUGCAGUCAGUGGGAGGCUUUCCACGGGCUUCGGAUCAGAACCAAAGGGUUAAAGUUCAUUAAAGGGGGGGUUGUAUUUGUUGGGAGUUACACAUGGGUCUAGAAGCGGAGCUCUGAUGCCAACUCCGUUUCAUAUACUACACACGGAAGGGCCUGCGGUCCACGGGCUUUACAGCUGUAGCCACCUCUGAUGCGUGUAUAAAAUCCACCUUGUUUUUUCUCUGCAAUAAAAAUUUAUUGACACUAAAAA
Molecule: messenger RNA, 2191 nt
Organism: Chelonia mydas (Green sea turtle)
Lineage: Eukaryota; Metazoa; Chordata; Testudines; Cheloniidae
Gene: NAXE
Product: NAD(P)HX epimerase
Exons: 6
Coding region: 862-1599 (245 amino acids)
Cellular component (GO): mitochondrion
Molecular function (GO): NAD(P)HX epimerase activity
Source: RefSeq, a predicted model, not a curated record